UGGCACCAAGUCGUAAUGCCCACUUGGAGAGCUAGUGCAAAAUCAAUGGGCCUUCUGAGCAGUCACAAUUCUGAGAUCUUAUUGAAUGGGCAGAACAUUUGCAUGCCAUUUAUGUUUUUUUUUUCCCCUCUUUUGUCCCUUCAGUUUAAAAAUGAAAUCUCUAAACGAUUCAAAGCUAAACAGGAACAGUUGGUUCUCAUAUUCGCAGGGAAGAUACUGAAGGAUGGAGAUACACUCAACCAGCAUGGCAUUAAAGACGGUCUCACUGUGCAUCUCGUAAUAAAGACAGCCCAGAGGCUUCAGGACUCCAGCACGCAACCCUCGACAUCAUCCAGUGUCCCCAGCACUGAGGAGACCACCACAAGACCAGAACCCUCCACCGGCAUGGUCACCAGCACGAACAGUGUGCCAAGCACUGUGACCCCAACAGGAACGUCUACCUCCUCCCCAUCUGUAUUAUCUGGUUUCGGUGGUAUUCCGGGACUCGGGAGCCUGGGAAUGGGCUCGGCAAACUUCAUGGAGCUGCAGCAACAGAUGCAGCGGCAGCUGAUGUCGAACCCAGACAUGCUGGCGCAGAUCAUGGAGAACCCUUUUGUACAGAACAUGAUGUCGAAUCCGGACCUGAUGAGACAGAUGAUCAUGGCCAACCCACAGAUGCAGCAGCUGAUGGAGAGGAACCCUGAGAUCAGCCACAUGCUGAACAACCCCGAGCUCAUGAGACAGACGAUGGAACUGGCCCGCAAUCCAGCCAUGAUGCAGGAGAUGAUGAGGAAUCAGGACCGGGCGCUCAGCAACCUCGAGAGCAUCCCCGGUGGCUACAACGCCCUGCGACGCAUGUACACUGACAUUCAGGAGCCCAUGUUCAGCGCAGCCAGAGAACAGUUUGGCGGUAACCCGUUCACAGCAUUGGGUGGAGGUUCCGACAGUAAUGCCCAGCCGUCCCGAACAGAGAACAGGGAACCUUUACCGAAUCCCUGGGUGCCAACCUCACCGGCCUCCCCAGCUACCGGCUCAGGUAGUGAGGGAGGGAACAGCACAAACCAGACGACACAGCCUGUAUCGAACCCCUUCGGUAUCAACGCAGGAACCCUAGGAAAUGGAAUGUUCAACAGCCCGGGGAUGCAGAGCCUAAUGCAGCAGAUCUCUGAGAACCCACAGCUAAUACAGAACAUGCUGUCAGCGCCGUAUAUGAGGAGCAUGAUGCAGUCGCUUUCGCAGAACCCUGACCUCGCCUCACAGGUAAUCUUGAUGAAUAACCCCUUGUUUGCUGGCAACACACAGCUGCAGGAUCAGCUCCGUCUCCAGAUGCCUGUCUUCUUGCAGCAGAUGCAGAACCCUGACGUGCUGUCGGUAAUGGCCAACCCCCGCGCCAUGCAGGCCUUGCUGCAGAUCCAGCAGGGGCUCCAGACGCUGCAGAAUGAAGCACCGGGACUCCUGCCAGGGUUCAGUCCUGCCGCUCCGGGUUCUGUGAGCGGCCUCGGGGGUCUCGGCGGGGGUCUCAGCAGCGGCUCGACGCCCGCCACGACGACGGCAGCUGCACCCACCACGCAGAGCAGCGGGGGCAUCAGCACCAGUCCAGAGAGCCCGGCCUCCGUGGGGCCUGGGGCUGGGGCCAGCAACCCCCAGCAGCAGCUGAUGCAGCAGAUGUUACAGAUGUUAGCGGGGGCUAACACUCAAGUACAAAAUCCUGAAGUGCGGUUUCAGCAGCAACUGGAGCAGCUCAGCGCGAUGGGUUUCAUUAACCGAGAGGCCAAUCUUCAGGCGCUUAUAGCCACCGGAGGUGACAUCAACGCUGCUAUCGAGAGACUCCUGGGCUCACAACCUUCUUAAGCACGGGAGGAAGAGCCCCGCCCCCCCCCCACCCCACACCCCCUCCCCCUCCCCCUCCCCCUCCCCACUGCCUCUGGUGUUCCCACCAUCCUUAUUUUAUUCUGCAGCGGGAGAGCAGGCUCCGCAGGAGGAUAGUAAACUGACAUUUUCGGUCAGUGAUACAAAACACACACAGGAAACAACAAAAACCAACAGCUCGUUCGAAACUCAUCUCCACCCUUUUACAGUACGUAUCGUCCAGUGCUUUAAUUGAAAACAACACUGUUUGUCCUGUUGACUUGUAAAAAAAAAAUAAUAGAAGAAAGAGAGAGACACACACACAA
Molecule: messenger RNA, 2153 nt
Organism: Chiloscyllium plagiosum (whitespotted bambooshark)
Lineage: Eukaryota; Metazoa; Chordata; Chondrichthyes; Orectolobiformes; Hemiscylliidae
Gene: ubqln4
Product: ubiquilin 4
Biological process (GO): ubiquitin-dependent protein catabolic process
Cellular component (GO): cytosol
Molecular function (GO): polyubiquitin modification-dependent protein binding
Source: RefSeq, a predicted model, not a curated record